Molecule: messenger RNA, 425 nt
Organism: Cuscuta campestris
Lineage: Eukaryota; Viridiplantae; Streptophyta; Magnoliopsida; Solanales; Convolvulaceae
Source: the annotation of a GenBank genome assembly
ACCAGUCAAUCUGGCAACUUUUGUGGCUCGAUUCUUAUUUGCCCAAUCAACUUGCAACCACCAGUUUGUCUUGUGUGGACCAAUGGUUACACUUCUGGCCCGGGGAUUAUGUAUGAUGGUCCCCAAUGUUCUCCCAGAAGCCGCAAGCAUGUUCCGACCGUCGACAAGGUAUCUGACCCAGAUUGCUUAUAAUAAGGAGGACAAGGAGGCACGCCCCAGAAAGCAGCAUACAAUUCCCAUGACCCUUCGCGAGCUUUCACAGGCUAUGUUUGCAUUCCAGGAUUCUGUAGACUCUCGCUUAAGGAGCAUAGAGACGCUCCUUCUCACGCAACAAUGGCAGGUGGAGGAAAUACUUGAAUACACCCGCGAACAAGGAACAAGGCUGAGCAUGGGGCAGGUCCUAAACAAGGCAAACGUCAGGGAUA